AUAGGUUAUCUAUAUUAUUUCUAUCAUCUAUGACGUUUACGCUGAAGAAUAAUUAAUGUAUUUACACAACGCAAACGGUGAACAACUGAUUUCCUAUUGGCUGUUUAUCGUAGGCGAGGUCUGGGCGAGCUCGCCAAAGUAUAUCACGUGAUCCAGUUUCAGACAUGGCGGACGAAUUUGCUUGUUAUGGUAAGGGAGCUAGAUCAUAUAUAUCAUUUACACUUAUUGCAUGUAUAUCUAAUGUAUAAUAGAUAUGCAUACUAUAUAGUACAUAUAUAUAUAUGUAUUUAUGUAGAUAUACAUACUGUGUAUCUACCUCCUUGGUUAUGGUAACAAUUGGCAUUGCGUACACUUAACACUAACAGUAACAGUAACACUGUCAGUGUUGUAACCCAACCAGGCAGUGUGACUAACGUCAAUACACCGCCUGACAUCCAUCCAUUGAAAAAUCUUGUAGCUGUACAAAAACUACCGAACAAUUACGUAUAUCUCAAAUAAAAUAAUGAUCUAAGGAUUUCUGCCUUGUUCAGUAUUAAGUAUAACAUUCAUCUUAUAGUAUUCAAGCGUCGUUAUUAAAACUAAUACCUUAGUUAGCUAAGCUACCUACAAAUUUCAAGAGCCGAAGUAAACUUUCAAAUCAACUCGGACCGCCAUAGCUCCACUGCGCAUGCGUUGCGAUCGGUACGCGGAAAAUCCGAAACAAUUCUGAUAUAUGCACCACGUUGAACUUGAGGUGUCGCUGUAUACGCAAUCAUAAGCUGAUGACGUAGCGGUACCUUGAAAGCGCGCGAUUUACGAAAAUCAAGAUCACCUUUGACUCUGUGUGUGUGCGCGCGCUUUAGGAAUGUGUCAUUAAUCGGAGUAUUUGAACAUUAUUGAAGUAAAAUAAUUAGGUCAAAACAAACAUUAAGGCUGCAGCUGUCUAGUGAAGACAAGUUGUAAUUACAAUUGAAGAGUGCGUGUGUGGAAAUUUACACACACAUAGUAUAUAUAAUAUUAUAUUUACUAAAAAUACAAAAUCCACAUAAUACAGUGCAUUUAUAUUCGUAUAAAUAGGCAUAGUAAUAAUUCUGGUAACAAUCAAUUUUAAAAUAUGUAACAAAAUAUCUUUUUAAAUUAUGGCAACCUGUGUGGUUUGCGACUCUAUUUUUGAGCAAAAACUUAAAGGAUUCAAGCGGAUUUCUGUCUUAUCCAUUACCACUCCUAGAACGUUUGGCAAAGUGUUUCAGAAAUCACCCCAAAAAUUUUUUAUACCUGGAAAUUUCAUUUGCACCGCUUGUUUAUCAAAACUUAAAAUGGUAGCAAAACAUACGACGAAAUCGGGAAAGCGAAGAUGGCAGGAUAGAAAAACUCCAAUCAAACACACAGAGUCUGCUCCUGGUAGUUCGAGUUCGACACCAGCACAGCCUUCUAAACGGCAAGCUUCAUUCUCAACGCCAAAGUUGACUGAACCACCUCUACCAUCAUUUCACUCUCCGUCACCAGUUUUGCCAUCGUCAGCCUCAGAGAGCAACAGCGAGGCUCAGCUAAAUAAAACAUAUAUCCAAAAAGCGACUGAAUACUUCGAAUCAUUUCGAUAUCUAGCUGGAUUUGCCAUAUUAGCCCAUAACUCAAAGGCGGCAAAAAAGGCACUCAUCGAAACAGCAUGCACAAUAAUAAAGAAAGAGUUCAGGAUGGUACAACAGGAGCAAGGCCUAAUUCUGACUGAAAAGCUGUCACGUGAAACCCUGGCCAGGUUUUCGUGGUCGUCAGCAAUUAAUGAGUUGGCGCCGAUCAUGCCUGCAACAGUGGCAUGCUUUAAUGCCACAUUGCCAGUUGCAAGGCAGAUCAGAAGGCAGACUUCCAGAGGACGGAAAGGCUGCAAAAGGAACCUUCGACCACACGAGGUAAAGGCGGAGCAAGACAGGAGCCUUGGCCACAUGCUUGCAGUAGCACUGCACAAGAAGUCGCCUAAAAAAUUCAACUUCGUGCAGCAGAGUGUUGGUGUCGAGUUAUGGCGGCAGGGAGCUCCACACAAGGUCUUCCGGACACUCUGUCACAUGGGCAUCAGCCAAGGGGUUGGAGGUGCACGGAAUAACGUCGAUCGGUUGGGAGCAGAGCACGAUCAACAGCUCCUACUCUGGAAGCAGAAUUUAGAGGUAAGCAUAGAAGUUGUCGAUGCCAAUCCUUCGACGACGUCUGGCAUGGUCGCUGUGCUUGAGCACCUUCAGCAAUAUGUCGCUGUAAAAGAAGGCAAACCUGUUGAAAAUUUGGUUGGUGGAGAUGGCCUCUCUAUAGAGCGCAUAAUCCAUACACAGCAUGCGCGCAACAACGGUGAGAACUGGCAUCACCGCCUGGAUUCCAUGUGGGCAGCACCCCAGGAAUUCCAUAAGGAAAUUCUGCUUCUUCAGGACUCCAAUAACAGGUUUUUCGUUGGAGCAAGUAUAGCUGACAGAGGGACCAUUAGCCAGCUGAAAUCGGACUUCAACCAUCGAGCCCUUCGAAAGGAUGUGAUGUCCAACUUCCAGCAUGUAUGGGACAUGUAUGAAUUUACUACAGAUGGCUACGUGUUGCUCUGCGCUAUGCAGCUGCAAGAAACCACCAUGAAAAGCUUCCCUAGCCAGGGAACGAGUGAAGACCAACUAGAUUGGCUUCACCCAACCUGA
Molecule: messenger RNA, 2645 nt
Organism: Priapulus caudatus
Lineage: Eukaryota; Metazoa; Priapulida; Priapulimorpha; Priapulimorphida; Priapulidae
Exons: 7
Coding region: 1119-2645 (508 amino acids)
Source: RefSeq, a predicted model, not a curated record